CAAACGAUGUAUCACUCUUGUCAUUUUUCAUUUCCUUUUUGAUUAGUGGGCCGUCCUAUUCAUAGUUUUUGUGAUUGUUACAAUAAAUAAAGAGUUAUGAUGGCUGAAGAUACGACAGCCGACGCGACGAGGCGACUGAAUGUAAAGAAGCAGACGCUGGACGAUGCCUACGCGGCACCGGCGAACUUCCUAGAAAUCGACGUCGUGAACCCAGUCACGACUAUGGGAGUUGGGAAGAAACGUUACACGGAUUACGAAGUUCGCAUGAGGACGAACCUGCCAGUGUUUAAAGUAAAAGAAUCUAGCGUCAGACGGCGGUACAGCGAUUUCGAAUGGUUAAGAAACGAAUUGGAAAGAGACAGUAAGAUUGUAGUCCCUCCCCUACCAGGCAAAGCUCUGAAAAGACAGCUACCAUUCCGCGGAGAUGAUGGUAUUUUUGAAGAAGAAUUUAUUGAAGAUCGUAGAAAAGGUCUAGAAGUAUUCAUCAACAAGAUAGCCGGCCAUCCGUUGGCGCAAAACGAGCGGUGCCUUCACAUGUUCCUACAGGAGCCGACCAUAGACAAGAACUACGUACCCGGCAAAAUACGGAACACAUAAUAGACAAUAUAUACCACUGAUGCGAGCUUCGGACUUUAAAACAAGCCUCCUUGUGUGUGACCGUGCAUUGGCCUAUCGAAACCCAGAAGGAGGGUGACUCGUGUUUUGUUUAAAUCAGUAAACUUGUAAAACGUGAUGCUAAAGUUUUUGUUGUUGUGUUGCAUGUGUGUGAUAAUUAUCGACACGGUGACCUUCAUAGCAUCCUAUUAUUACGAAUAUUCGUUACCAGAGACUUUAACAUCACGAAUUCAUUUUGUAUGAAAUAAUACUCGAUACCUAUUGCUACAAAUUAUUGUGCUAAACCUAAAUCUUAUGAAGAAUUUCUUGGUGAAAGUACAGUUCGUUGUGGUCAGAUAAUAACAUAGGCAUACGGACGUUAUCAUUAAGGUCUGCGUGUCUGGUACACGCCAGACGGAGCCGGGUCUGUGCUCUAUAGUCAUUAGACAGCUAAAAGACAAUAUCAAGUAUAGAACAUUGUUGCUAGGCCAGUUGCAGCAAGCGAGUAGUUUUAAAGUUCCUCCGCGAAUGUUAUUGCUGUUGUGACAACCAUAUAUCAAUGACUUUGCCUUCUAGUUUUUGUUACAAAUCACAAUAUGCAAUAAUAUUCCGUGUUUAAUAAAUUAAAUGAAUCAAACGGAAACUUUUUGAGACAACAGAUUACAAGCACAGCAUUCCACAGAUUAUAUUUUAUAAAAAAAGAAAUGCUCUUCAUUUUUUAAAAAUGGAAUAGUGAAGGUCGAGGUGAUAUUGUUUCACAGAUGAAAAUGUAGAACAAACAUAAGUUAUCGUUUACCAGUUACUCUGUUUAAAUUAUGUAGCAAUAUUAUUGGAAUUGUUGAAAUUAUUAGUGUAUCGGUCAAGCUCACCAAUUGAUCCUUUUGUUUUGUGGUUUGCCAUGUAUAUUUCGACGUGUAAUGCAUUAUAAAUCUCAUUAUUUUAAUGUCUAAUUCAUUUUUUAUAAUUUCGUUAAGGAAAUUGAUUGUAUUUAUUGUGUGUUACUCUAUGGGUAUAGAUGUAAAGGCGUGUUAACGGCCAACAGUUUUGUAUAAAAUUGUGAUUCACCGUUACUGCGUUUAAAGAGCGAAAGUUAAAAAUAAUCUGAAUAAUAUAGAUUGUAAAUUAGUUAUAGUUAAAAAAAUGUGUUUCUUUAUUUACAGGGGUGAUCAGGAUGUUGGCAAUAUUAUUUAUAGAUAAUAAAAAAAAUGUUUUCAAAUAAGGAAUGACACUAAGACCCUUUGGUGUACAAAAUUAAAAAAAAACAUUAGCUUUACGUCACUAGCUAUAAAGUGUGUCCAUCACUAGAUAAUAACCGACUGUUUAGUUACACAGAAGUAUAAUUUACAUGUAUUUUCGUUGUACACCGAAUAAAUUUGGAAUACAAUGUAUUAUGUCUAUCGAUUGUAUUAGGAUAAAUAAAUUUGCUAUCAUGUCA
Messenger RNA from Trichoplusia ni (cabbage looper), 2029 nucleotides. RefSeq names its product sorting nexin-12 (gene Snx3). The record is from RefSeq and is a predicted model, not a curated record. Gene Ontology annotation, biological process: endocytic recycling; late endosome to Golgi transport. Lineage: Eukaryota; Metazoa; Arthropoda; Insecta; Lepidoptera; Noctuidae. Gene Ontology annotation, molecular function: phosphatidylinositol-3-phosphate binding. The transcript is spliced from 4 exons. Gene Ontology annotation, cellular component: early endosome membrane; retromer complex. Bases 97 to 597 code for a protein of 166 amino acids.